AUGUCAACGAUACAGAAUCUCAAGAACUUCAUCCGUCACGGCAAGCAGGCGCGAGACCAGAACCCAAAGUCACCGCCUGAUCAGCCUGCCGUGUCUAAUGUCCACGCCCAGCGUCACCACAACACACAACACCAUGCCUCACCAAGACAGCAAGAGCAAAGGCAUCAUGACCAAUAUGCCAUGAGUGACCCCAACGUAUACGCCCACCAACCUCUGCAAGCGAAUGCUCCUCAGGGCGACUUCUCGGCCGCCGCUAUCGACAACCGCAACGUCGCCGCUAAGGCUGGUGCCGCCGCUGGUGCAGCUGUCGACAAGCAACAAAAGAAGGAAUCAGCUAGAAAGGAUGUCGACCCCGAAGUGCUGGAGCGCAUCGUUGCAGAGGAGCGUGAGGCCAAGGGCAAGCUUCCCAGAUACCCUGGACUGGAGAGAUGGAACUUGGUCGAGAAGAUGGGCGACGGUGCCUUCAGCAACGUCUACCGUGCCAGAGACAGCCAAGGCGUCUACAACGAGGUUGCCAUCAAGGUUGUGAGGAAGUUUGAGAUGAACUCAACCCAGGUCCAAAUCAUGCGUCAACUUGACCACCCCAACAUCGUCAAGCUUGUCGAGUUCUCGGAGGCUCGUCAAUACUACUACAUCGUCCUUGAGCUCUGCCCUGGUGGCGAGCUUUUCCACCAGAUUGUCCGCCUCACCUACUUCAGCGAGGACUUGUCAAGACACGUCAUCGUCCAGGUCGCCAAGGCUCUCCAAUACAUGCACGAGGAGGCUGGUGUCGUCCACCGUGACAUCAAGCCCGAGAACUUGCUCUUCUACCCUACACCGUUCAUUCCCACCAGAAACCCCAAGCCUAGAGGUCCUGAUGACGAGGACAAGGCCGACGAGGGUGAAUUCAUCAAGGGUGUUGGUUCCGGUGGCAUUGGUCUGAUCAAGGUCGCCGAUUUCGGUCUUUCCAAGGUUAUCUGGGACAGUCAAACCAUGACUCCUUGCGGAACUGUCGGUUACACUGCUCCUGAGAUCGUCAAGGAUGAGCGUUACUCCAAGAGUGUCGACAUGUGGGCUCUCGGCUGCGUCCUCUACACUCUUCUUUGCGGUUUCCCUCCGUUCUACGAUGAGAGCAUCCAAGUCCUUACUGAGAAGGUCGCCAAGGGCCAGUACACUUUCCUGUCACCUUGGUGGGAUGACAUUUCCAAGUCUGCUCAGGAUCUUCGUUACGAUAUCAACCAGUUCCUUGAGCACCCCUGGAUUCGUGAGUCCAACGAAGAAACCAACGCUGCUGCUGAUGCUCCUCCUCUUGCCACUCCUCUGUACCGUCAACCACACUCUGCCGACAUGGAUUCCAAGACUCCUUUGCAACAAAACUUCGAUCACCUUCUCGAGACUCCUGGCGCCGGAAAGCGCAUGGACUUCCGUUCGCCUGGUGCUGUCAACUUGCGCGAGGUCUUUGAUGUUUCAUAUGCCGUCCAUCGUCAGGAAGAGGAGGGCAAGCGUCGCAAGAACUUCAAGCAGGGAUACCGUGGUGCCAACGGCCUCAACUCGCUCAACGCACUCGACGAGGAUGAUGAUGACGAGUACGGUCAAUCACAGCCCUACGACGCCACAUCAGCAAACCCUCCUGCUAAGGUUCCCAAGGCUGGCGCACCCGACGUUACUGGCGUCGAGCGUCAAAUGCGCAACACCUCAUUGUCAGCUGCCGCUCAAGCUCGCCAGCGUGAGGCCCCUCGCUCGCAACCGCAGGAGAAGGGCUAUGGUCAGCACAGUGCCGCUGUUGCAGCUGCAGCCAAGCGCCAGGUCAAGAACCGCGGCGCUUUCGAGUUGAGUCUGGACAACGCCACACUACUGGGUCGUCGCAAGAAGCCUGAGCCCAGCAAGAUGAGAGAACAGCUUACUGUCCAGUAG
This is a messenger RNA of Aureobasidium musti, 1893 nucleotides long. NCBI's taxonomy places the organism in Eukaryota, Fungi, Ascomycota, Dothideomycetes, Dothideales, Saccotheciaceae. The record is from the annotation of a GenBank genome assembly.